Molecule: messenger RNA, 2844 nt
Organism: Durio zibethinus
Lineage: Eukaryota; Viridiplantae; Streptophyta; Magnoliopsida; Malvales; Malvaceae
Product: QWRF motif-containing protein 2-like
Biological process (GO): spindle assembly
Cellular component (GO): cytoplasm; nuclear microtubule
Molecular function (GO): microtubule binding
Source: RefSeq, a predicted model, not a curated record
AACUAAUACAAAAAAAUUUUUAUUCUUUUUUUCCUAUCCCUGAUCACAAAAAUGCUCGCAAAUCUCGCUAAACAUCCACGUCACUGCUAACUCUCUUCUCUGCUUCACGCUUUUCUUCUCACGGUCUCGUCGGCAAUGGUCGUUUAAUUUUUCUUCUCUCCGAAAAUUCCAACUACAAGCUUAAAAAAUGAAAAAUCUGUUAAUUUCUGGAUUUUUUUAAUUAACUCUAAACUCUGAUUUCUUCUUUUUUAAGUUUUUUUGGGAAGUGAAAUUUUGGGAGGGGUUAAUACUUCAUAAUAGAAACGGUUAGUGUUUGGGAAGGAAGUGAGAUUAAAGGAUCAGUUAGGAAUUGAAUUUUGUGACUGCACGCAAAUGGUAGCUGCAGUGUCCGCAACGGCAAACCCCAAACAACACGGAGGAGGGCAACAGCUACACCAACACCCGUCACGCCCUCCGUUAUUGCCUUCCGAACCCGACAAUGGCAUCGCUCUGCGCCGUCAAAAAUUUUGUGAUGUCAAUUCUCGUUAUUUGUGCACGGCAUCAUCCUCCUCUAAUUCUUCCACGUCAUCGACUUCUUCUUUCGUAGCUUCGGCCAAACGGUGUCUGUCGCCGUUGGUUUCGAGGACUUCUUCUCAUUCGAAGGCCAUUACCACUCCAACGCACGCGACUCCAUCGGCUAUCAAGCGGUCGCAAUCAGUGGAACGGAGAUAUGCGGUGACGCCGCGGCCUAAUAAUUCUAUGGAAUCGAGAACCUGUAACGGUUACAACAACAGUGAAUUAUCCACUGUUCAGAAGUCGCCCUUCACUUCGACGAGAAGCUUAUCGGUUUCGUUUCAGGGAGAGUCGUUUUCCUAUCAGUUUAGCAAAGCUAAAUCAGCUCAAUCUCCAACCUCGGCAAGGAAAGGAACGCCGGAGAGGCGGAAGCCAACUGUGGCAACGACGACUCCGGGGAGAGGAACAGAUCAAACAGAGAAUUCAAAGACGGAGCGGUGGCCGGCGAGGUUAAGGCAACCGAAUUCAAAGAGUAGAAGCAUGGAUUGCACCGACGAGAGGAAGAGAUUAAACGGAUCUGUUAACGGCAAUGUAGUUAGGGCGCUAAAAAAUUCAAUGAAUGAUAAUGGAGAUUUAACGGCCGUUAUAGCCGUUGGUUCUGAGGCUCAAUGUGAUCCCGUGGCUUCUGAUACUGAAAGUCUUUCUUCUGGUAGUACUAGCUCUUGUAACGGUAACGGCGACGUUAGACGUGGGCCUCAGGGGAUAAUGGUUCCGGCCCCGUUUUGGCAAGAGACUAACAGUCGGUUACGCCGGUCCGAUUCUGGCUCGUCGGUUUGCAAGAAAAAUACAGCGCACUCUAAGCGAGUUGCACCAGACAAGUUCGGAAUUGUUUGUCCUCUGUCGUCUCCAUUAGGUGUAGUGAACAGCCGAGGACAGUUAUCGCCAAUUCGUGGGCCAGUUCGGCCUGCAUCGCCGAGUAAGCUUGGGGCCUCCUCAACUUCGUCCCCUUUGAGGGGAAUGAGUCCCUCUAGAGUGAGGAAUGGAUUGGGUAGUAAUUUGGUUAAUACACCGUCGAUUUUGAGCUCUACUGGUGAUGUUAUUAAGAUGGGUAAGAUUGGGGAGAAUAAGGUUUCCGAUGCUUAUUUGUUGAGACUACUUCAUAACCGGUUGUUGCAGUGGCGUUUUGUUAAUGCUAGGGCAGAUGCUGCUCUAUCUUCCCAAAGGUCUAAUGCAGAGAAAAGUCUCUAUAAUGCAUGGAUAACUACGUCAAAACUGCAAGAAUCUGUUAGAGCCAAAAGAACUGAGUUACAGUUGCUGAGGCAAAACUUGAAAAUGAACACCAUCCUCAAGGGCCAAAAGAUAUUUUUGGAUGAAUGGGCUGUCCUGGACAAUGAUUAUUGCAGUUCUUUGUCUGGGGCUACUGAAGCUUUGGUGGCUAGCACACUUCGUCUUCCAGUUGUUUGUGGGGCAAGGGCUGAUGUCCCAAAAUUGAAGGGUGCUAUUUGUUCAGUGGUUGAUGUUAUGCAGGCAAUGGCAUCCUCUAUAUGCUCAUUAUUAUCAAAGGUUGCAAAAGUUAACUCUUUGGUGGCUGAACUUGGAAAUUUAAGUGCAAAUGAAUUUGCUUUACUCAAUCAGUGCGAAGAACUUCUGUCAACAAUUGCAGCCAUGCAGGUGAAGGAAUUUAGCCUGAGAACACACAUUUUACAGGCAAAUCGUUUGCCUUCUAGCUUGACAACAAAAUUGUAAAGCUCAUGUGCCUUCCUCUAACACUAACACGACAUCAACCCAUUAUAUUUGAUCCGAAUUUAUGGUUCUAAAGGUAAUAAGAAAGGUUUCAAUGAUCGUCUGGUUUUACAAGCUUGAGAGUGAUAAUUUGGCCUUUGUUUAUUAUUAUUUUUUUUAUACAUGAAAUUUUGCUUUAUGUGCAAUUUGAUGUGUAGGUUGGGGAAAUUAUUCUCGUUGUGGUGUUAGAUAGCUUUAUAGGUAACCUUUUUUUUUCUUAUAGGCCAAAGGAAAGUGUGUAAAUAUGUAUGAAUGAUGUUUCCAAUUUUAGUCAAUGGUUCUUAAGUUGUCGCUGUUUGCUUUCAUAUAAUGAAUGAUGUAUAAUCUUCUGAUGCGCAUCUUCUUUGUCCUGCAAUUUUCUUUAUUUGGUUAGAGUGAAAACUACAUGUAACUCCAACCUUCUAUUCUUUGUUUGGUAGAAAAAUGGAAAAAUACAAUUAAGCAAAAUAGAAUAAUGGAAGGAAAUUUCUUUUCUUUUUUUUUUUUUUCCAUGUGUGUUGGCAAGAAAAAUGAAAAAUUAGAUGGGAAAAGUUCUUAAAUAACAAUCAUGUUAAUUAAUCAUUGUAUCAA